AUGCCAAUAUUAUAUGUGGUUACAACCAUUUCACCAUCAACUUCGACAUCCCGAAGAACAACAGUCUCUCAAGUAGAUCAAAAGAAGAUUGUUUGUCCUCCUAAAGACAAAAGGAUACCGUUUUUCGCACUUCCCUGCAAGUCCUCUAAAGAGUGUCAGCAAUGGGGACCGAAUUUGCUGUGCUGUACUUCGUAUUGCAUUAGGGGAAUUACUCCCCUCGAUCCAGAACCAAGUCACAGUCCCGUAUUAGGGGUAAUCGAUAGGGUAUGUCCAAUUUAUCCAACACCGGAAUUUUUAAAUGUACAGGAAUGCGUCAGCGACGCAGAUUGUGGACCCCGAAUUUGUUGCCAAGAAGCAAAUAGUAGAAGUGCGGGCGAAAUUAAAAGUUACUGUCGAAAUGGCGCGCCUCGUUUACACAAACUUCCGGCUCUUAAACAGCUUUUAUUACCGUUAAAAACGUUUGCUGGGUACAUGCAAUGUUCACCAUCGCCUCCGCCAUUUCUAGAUUUGUUUCCAAAGGCAUGCGAAUCACUUCUUGAUUGUUUGCCUAAUUUGUGUUGCCAAGAGAAUGGAAAAAAGGUAUGCAGGCCACCGAAGAAGUCGUUUAUAACAUUUAUUCUAGCUGCAUCUAAGAGUAUUAGUACUUCGGGAGUAGUAAGAAACCUGGUAAAAAGAAUUGCCUAG
This is a messenger RNA of Photinus pyralis (common eastern firefly), 684 nucleotides long. RefSeq lists its product as uncharacterized. Lineage: Eukaryota; Metazoa; Arthropoda; Insecta; Coleoptera; Lampyridae. The record is from RefSeq and is a predicted model, not a curated record. Bases 1 to 684 code for a protein of 227 amino acids. The transcript has 5 exons.